GUGGGAAAAAUCCCCUGCUCUUUGCCGACCUUCCCUUAUGUCUCACGGCCCUGCUCCCAUGGGGCUUCCUCUAACGUCUUUCCAUCAUGGUCUUAACAACCAUUACGUCAGUGCGUCGGUGCAGUUACCUUAAGAGUUGUCUAAAGGCUCCUUUGCUUUUGGGAAAUGUGCUCAGAGGAAGAACUCUGCGGCUGAACUGUCCCUCCCUCUGGGGCUGCCCUGGGUCUUUGGCUGCCUGUGUCCUCAGGGUGGGGCAGGUUGGCACUUCCCUCUGGCUCUCCCUGGAGCAGGGCUUGCCGCUUGUCCUCCUCUCUACUCACAAAACCCUCCUGGAUGGGAUCCUGCUGCCCUUUAUGCUGCUCUCCCAGGGCCUGGGUGUGCUCCGUGUGGCCUGGGACUCCCGCACCUGCUCCCCUGCCCUCAGAGCUCUGCUGAGGAAGCUUGGGGGGCUUUUCCUGCCCCCAGAGGCCAGCCUCUCCCUGGACAGCUCUGAGGGGCUCCUUGCAAGGGCUGUGGUCCAGGCGGUCAUAGAGCAGCUGCUGGUUAGUGGGCAGCCCCUGCUCAUCUUCCUGGAGGAACCUCCUGGGGCUCUGGGGCCACGGCUGUCAGCCCUGGGCCAGGCUUGGGUGGGGUUUGUGGUGCAGGCAGUCCAGGUGGGCAUCGUCCCAGAUGCUCUGCUGGUACCAGUGGCCGUCACCUAUGACCUGGUUCCGGAUGCACCGUGUGACAUAGACCAUGUGAGAAUGCCUCGGCCCCCCCUGGGGCUGUGGACAGGAGCUCUGGCUGUCCUACGUAGCUUGUGGAGCCGCUGGGGCUGCAGCCACCGGAUCUGCUCCUGGGUGCACCUAGCUCAGCCCUUUUCCCUGCAGGAAUACAUCGUCAGUGCCAGAAGCUGCUGGGGCGGCAGACAGACCCUGGAGCAGCUACUGCAGCCCAUCGUGCUGGGCCAAUGUACUGCUGUCCCAGACACUGAGAAGGAGCAGGAGUGGACCCCCAUAACUGGGCCUCUCCUGGCCCUCAAGGAAGAGGACCAGCUCCUGGUCAGGAGACUGAGCUGUCAUGUCCUGAGUGGUGAGGGUGAACCAGAUCUGGGCCUUUGCGGGUGGGUCACUGAACCGUCCCCUCUCGGGGUCAGCCAGUCACCAGGGUUCUCCAUUCCAAGUGAGUGUCUGCACCUGAGGCGCUCUGUGGUACCUCGGGGACAUCUGAAGAAGAAUGGAACCCUUCUCCUACAGGAGGAGCAGGCAGCCAGGGCCAUCAUGAGGGAGCAGCUAAGUGCAUGCACAAAGAUGGUGGCCGGAGGCCAGGAGGCUGCAGCUGCUUCCCCAAGGCCACACCCAGCCCUGCCUUCUGAGCGGAGUCUCCUUAGCUUUGGCCAGUGUGGGGAGCUCUGCGGUGAUGAGCACGGCCAUCAUGGCGACGCUGCUGCUCUUCAAGCAUCAGGUGUGUUCCUGUCGCAGCUCCUGGGGGAGUUCUCCUGGCUGACGGAGGAGAUACUGUUGCGUGACUUUGAUGUAGGCUUCUCUGGGCAGCUGCGGAGCCUGCUGCAGCACUCACUGAGCCUGCUUCGGGCGCAUGUGGCCCUGCUGCGCAUCCGCCAGGGCGACUUGCUGGUGGUGCCGCGGCCUGGCCCAGGCCUCACACACCUCACCUGGCAUGGCUGAGUGCUGAGCUGCUGCCCAUCUUCCUGAGCGAGGCUGUGGGCGAUCAUUGAAUGGACUGCUGGGCUAGACCUGGAAAAUUCUUCUGCCAAGUGUACUAUAUGUCUAGGUUCAUGUCACUGUGUGAUAUCGGUGUCCUUGUGACAACUGUAGGGGGAUAUAAGAGCAACAGUGAAAUAAAGUCAUCUCUCACAG
Molecule: messenger RNA, 1856 nt
Organism: Pan troglodytes (chimpanzee)
Lineage: Eukaryota; Metazoa; Chordata; Mammalia; Primates; Hominidae
Product: glycerol-3-phosphate acyltransferase 2, mitochondrial-like
Exons: 9
Coding region: 87-1664 (525 amino acids)
Biological process (GO): phospholipid biosynthetic process; piRNA processing; fatty acid metabolic process
Cellular component (GO): mitochondrial membrane
Molecular function (GO): glycerol-3-phosphate O-acyltransferase activity
Source: RefSeq, a predicted model, not a curated record